Molecule: messenger RNA, 3210 nt
Organism: Monoraphidium neglectum
Lineage: Eukaryota; Viridiplantae; Chlorophyta; Chlorophyceae; Sphaeropleales; Selenastraceae
Exons: 11
Coding region: 1-3210 (1069 amino acids)
Source: RefSeq, a predicted model, not a curated record
AUGGCGGGGGCUCCCGUCAGCAACGAACUGGCAUCGAUCGCGGACAGCUUACAGCUACUAAACGAUGCUGUGGUGGGGCAAACGCACGGGCAGCGCGCACAAGGCGUGAGGGAGACGGCGGCCAUGGUUGUAGAGGAGGCCUUCGAGGGCCGGGGCAUCAAGACCCAGGACGCCAUGCACGCGGUCAAAAGGCGCACCAUGCGCGUCGCCGGCGUCACAAUCCACAUCGCCAUCCUGCUCGUGCUGGGCGCCAUAUUCCCAACCGAGGUCCUCACCGCGUCAAUCAACAUCAUUGCGCUCAUGAUCGUGCGCGACGCGAUUGCAUUGCGCGCCGCCACGCCCAUCAACGCCCCUGCCGACGACCUGGAGGCCGCCGCCAAGAUCGAGCGCGAGCUCCGCGCCAUGCCGCCCCCCGCGGACGACAAGACGCCAGCCCUCAACGUUAGAGGCGUACCACGGCGUGGUGCGGGCGCCUCGGCUGCGGGCGCCCGCGCCGGCAAGGGCGCCGAGCUCCUGUCCCUGGCGCAGGCCCUCGCCGCGCGCGUCGCGCCCGUCAUCCUGCACCUCGCAGACCCAGGCGUCCUCAACGUCUUUGGCGUCACCAGCCGCUGGCUUCUUGACACCUUUUCGCUCGGCACGGCAGCAGGGGCACGGCAGGGCCUGCGCUUCCUGGAAUCGCGGCGCGUCGCCAGGGAUCCCAGGGUCCAAACACGCCACGCCAGCCUCAACCACCAGCUGGUGGCGGGCCUGGCAGAAGACGUGGGCAUGCUGCUCGGCGAGGCCAGAGCGCAGCUGGCCUGCGGGCUGCGCUUUGCCUCGGAGGACCAGCAGGCACGGGUGGAAGCUUCCCUGCACCAGCACGUGGCGGCGUCGGCAGACCCUGCCAUGACCUUCCUCUUGUCGCGGAUAGAGCUGCUCCGGCUGGCCGCUGCGCUGGAGGCCAGGUCCCUCAGUGACCAGAUCGUGAAGACUACGCUGCAGGUGGCGCUGCAAUGCGCCGGCGUGCAGGUGGUGGCCGAGCAGGAGUUGGUGCACCAGGGCGGGCCCUACCUGCCGCAGGCCGACGGCGAGUCGGCCGCCUACACCAGGCGCGACCGCCGCAGGUAUGGCCUGACUUCCAUCGACGUGACGCGCGUCAUGUUCGACAGCGCCUCUGGGGUUGCGGUGCCGAUCGCAGCCGCGCUGGUGCACAAGUUCCUGCAGGGAAAGGGCAUGGCGCCCCCGCUGCUGGCCGUGGCGGUGUCAGGCUCGAUGCCGGCAGUCUUCAUGGGUGCAAAAGCCGACGGGGUCCUUCUUGACACCUUCCUUGCCCAGCUGAAAGUCAAGGCUUUUGCAGCAGACAUGCUGAGCUGGCUUGGGGAGGUGCUGAUCGUCGCGCUCGGCCCCAGCCUGCUGCUCGCGCUGGCCACCCUGCACCGCGCCUGCAUCGCGCACGGGUCCUUCAGCACAAGGCAAGGCCCGAGCGCUGACGUCAUCGCCGCCAUGAUCAACGAGGAGGGGGCCGGCCCUUCGACGGUGCUGCACGCCCUGCGGACCCACGACCCGCCCGCCCUCCUAUACAUGAGCGACUUCGGCUGCGUUGCCAGCACGGCCAUGGAGCACGUCAUCGAGGGCGAUGCGCGCCGCUUGCUGCCACUCUACGCGGCCUACCGCGCGCCACCUGAGCAGCGGCGCCAGUUUGUUGAGGACGUUCCUGCGCACCACACAGCGCACGGCCAGGGGGACGUGUGGAGGGCCGCCGCGGCCCUGGCGGACAUCGGGCUGCUUUCUGAGCGGUUCAGCUCAGGCGGCACCGACAUCUUUGACUUUGACCUGCCAGUGGCCGGCCAGCCGUGCGCAGCGUCGCUGAUGCAGCAGGCGGAGCGGGCACGCGUCGGGGUCCAGGAGGGGCUGCAGAGGAUGGGCACGCCGCAGUCGCUGCAGGGCUUGCUGAGGGGGAUGCUCAGCUUGGCGCCGGAGGACCGGCCCACCGCCGCCCAGGCGCACCAAACCCUUGAGCUCCUGCAGCCCGAGAUGCUGGCGCGGUUCGUGCAGGCGGAGGCGCUGGCCGAUGCAGAGGCGGUGGGACGGGCGGCGGCUAAGGCGAGGCAGAUGGGGCAGCUGGGGGCCAGCCACGGGCGCGUGCAGGACGGCGAGCCCACAAAAGCAGGCGAGGAUCUGGGCGGCGCGAUGGCGAACGAGGCGGGCGGUGCGGGUGUGGUUCCCGAGCAUGAGGGCCCGGCGUAUGAUGGCUGGGAGAAAGCGGCAAAACCCUCUGCGGUGGCGCCGGCGGCUGCUGCCACCGGCGUGCCCAGAGAUGAGGUGCUCGCUGCUGCUGCAGCCGACGCGCUGCCGGCGGCAGCGGACGCGCAGGCGGCGGCAACGGGCGCCGCAGAGGCAGAGUUGCUGUCAAUCACGUUGGCGGUUGCGCAGGCGACGGCGCGGGGGGUUGCGCAAGAAGACGCAGUGGCUGCGGCAGUGCGUGUUGCGGCAGAGGCGGCGGGCGCAGUGGUGCUGUUGCGGCAAGUGGUGGCGUCAGGCGCCGAUGCAGGGGAAGCACUGCUAGGCCAGGGGUCAUCGUCGUCGGCGGUGGCAGUGGCGGGGACGGCAGCGGCAACACAGAAGGACCCUGCUGCAGGUCUCCUUGUCACGACGGCGCCCAGCAGCACCGCAACGGCAGGCCGACAGGAGUCCAGUCAGGCGGCGGGCAGCACCAGCGGGGCGGGCGCCAAGGGGUGCUUGAGCACGUGGCAGGAGUCGCGGCAGGGCAGCUGUUCAGUGUUCAGCAUAGCGCAGGAGGCGGUGCAGCUGCUGCCGCAGCAGCAGGGGAAGCGCGCACAGGUGCAGCAGGUGCAAAUCGAGGCGCAGGCACAGGAGCAGCAGCAGGAGAAGGAGCAGGAGGGUCGGGAGCAGGAGAGCAACGACGCGCUCGGGCACAGCUUUGGUUGUGGCCGCACAGCGAUGGGCGUGGAGGCGCCGCGACGCGGCGGGCGGCGAGCUGCAGCCUCAAGGCCCGCUGGUGUGGCCACGUCCGCUGACCAGGGGCCGCCAAUGAGGGAGACGUGCUUGUCGGCAGCAGCGCGCAAGGCGCGCGAGCAGCGGGAGGAGCAGCAGCGGGAAGAGCAGGACCGGCACCAGCAGGAGCACCAGCCCCAGCAGGAUGAGGGAGGGACCAUUGGCAGGGGGAAGGGCAAGAACUUGCCGCGCAGCUGCACGAAGGGGAAGAAGUAA